AUGGCUUCUCAAGCAGCGUACCAAGCCGAAAAGGUCAUCGGACACGGCGACAACGCCGUAACACAGCAGGAUGUAACUACGUACGAUGAUAAGACGGGUAAACCUGGCGAGACGAUGAAGGCAUUGGCGUGGAUGGGCAAGAACAAGGUCAAGAUGGUCGACGUACCCAGGCCCAAGAUUCUUGAAGAUCGCGAUGUUAUCCUCAAAGUAACAGGCAGUACCGUCUGUGGUUCAGAUCUACACCUCCUCCAUGGAACGGUCAUCCAGCUCAACGAAGGCGACAUCCUCGGCCACGAAUUCUGCGGCGUCGUAGAUGAAAUCGGUCCAGGCGUCACAGGCAUCGAGAUAGGCAAGCGAUAUGUUGCAUCGUUCCAGAUUGCCUGCGGCGAGUGCUUCUUUUGCAAACAGAAGCUGUCUUCGCAGUGCGAAAAAACAAGCUCCAACACGAUGGAAAGGGCCAUGUAUGGGGGGAGGACGGCGGGUAUGUUUGGCUAUUCCCACUUUACGGGUGGGUUUGCAGGUGGACAGGCUGAGUAUGUGCGUGUGCCGUUGGGGGAUGUGAACUUGCUCGAGAUUCCGACGGAUGUUCCUGAUGAGAAGGCUUUGUAUCUUUCCGAUGUCUUGGCCACAUCGUACAACGCUGUGAAAGACACAGCCGUCUACCCUGAAGACGAGGUUGCCAUCUUCGGUGCCGGUCCAAUCGGUCAAAUGGCUGGCAUCUUUGCCAUCCUCGAAGGUGCAAGCAAAGUCAUCUUCAUCGACACCGAACCGCGUCUCUCCUUCAUCAAGGACAACUGGCCUCCCAAGCACAAGGAUAAGCUAGAGCUGGUUGACUACAAGCACUUGUCCCACGGCGUUACCAACAAGGAGACUGUGGUUAGCCGACUCAAGGACCUUUGUGGUGGACGUGGUCCUGACUGCGCAAUUGAGUGUGCGGCCGGUGAGUACGCCAAGGGCUGGAUGCAUUGGCUGGAGAUGUCGCUUGGUAUUGAGACAGAUACGAGUGAAAUCAUCAACGAGAUGAUUGAAGGUGUACGCAACUAUGGUCGCUGCGGAGUCACAGGCGUCUACGUCGGAUAUACCAACCACUUCAACAUCGGAUCCCUCAUGGAGCGAGGCAUCCGGCUCAUCGGCAACGGCCAAGCCCCUGUCCACAAGUACUGGAAAGAACUCCUCGGCAUGAUCCAAAGUGGUGACCUUGACCCAACGCAGAUGAUCUCGCACCGCGUCAGGCUUGAGGAUCUGGACAAGGUGUACUACAAGUUCGAGGCGAGGGAGGACGCGAUGCAAAAGGUGUUUGUGGAGACGAGGUUUUCGUUCCCCAAGGAUGUCGAGUCGCCGGAUUUGACAACUUACUAA
Molecule: messenger RNA, 1359 nt
Organism: Fusarium keratoplasticum
Lineage: Eukaryota; Fungi; Ascomycota; Sordariomycetes; Hypocreales; Nectriaceae
Exons: 4
Coding region: 1-1359 (452 amino acids)
Molecular function (GO): oxidoreductase activity; zinc ion binding
Source: RefSeq, a predicted model, not a curated record